AUAGUAGUUAAUAUUGAAGAUUGCCCAAUGAUUUUUGGUGACUUUUUUUUGUAAUAUAUUUUUACUGUAAUAUUGCGCAAUUUGAUUGUUCAUCUAGGUGGCGCUUUAAAGCGAUGUACCAUUGCUGCAACUAAUUAUAUAGUGACGGGAUAAAUUAAAAUGUGAUUCAUGUGUCGUAUGGGUUAAAAGCGAAUUUGUUUACAAGUGUUUAAUUAUGUGAUUAAUUAAUUAUGGUUCAAGUCUUUAUAAUGAGCGUCGAACAACUUUUACUAUCAGUCUGCCUUCAGACAAGUGGUUAUCUUUACUGUGUAAUAGCGAGAGUGAGAAGCUAUUAUAUAGCCUUUCAAAAUCUACGUGUGGAAGUGGAACAGUGACACAGUAUAUUUAUUAAAAUACAAUUUCGUGUUCACAUUCAAAAUUAACGAAAUAAACCCGAAUCAAAAAUCGAUUUCAUAGUUGCAGUAAGAGCAGGAUUUUGUGAAAGUUCAACAUUCCUAGUGUUCACGAUUAUUAAAGUUAUUUAAGCACAUGCAACAAAUUGGCCACGCUUCAUAACUUUGUUGCUAAAUAUUUAGCCAGCUUACCUGACCGUGGCUAACUGAUCAUCCUACUUGCGGCAACUUGGCAAGUAGGUUUGAUGACUAUCUGUUAUCAGUGACGUCGUCGCGUGGUCGUGUCGUGACGUGUGAGGCGGCUUCUAAGUUGAUGAAUAACGAUCGCAGGCGUCGAUUGUAUUCCGUGCAGUGGCGAGCGCGGGCGCGGCGGCGACCAAUCUCGUGUUGUACAAAUAAUGUGUAGUGUUUACAUAACAAGUGUGCUGCGCUGAACGUUCGACUGCAGUGCUCGUGCGAUGGGGGCCGCGGGAGUGACCGGCUUCAGGAUAUACUGUGUACUGUUCUGCACCAUCAUCAAGGCGGUGAUCAGCACGGGGCUCGGCAAGUGUCCCGUCUACCCGCCGCUACCCAACUUCGAUAUACAGCGGAUGACCGGCACCUGGUACGAAGUGGAGCGAUCCUUCUACCUGGUGGAGAUCACGGCGAGCUGCACCGAGCUCGACAUAUCACUCAAUGAGAGGGGAUACCUGCUCAUCACUAUCAAUACUGUUAACAAAUGGACCAACAGUCCGUCAACUCACCACGGCAUCGGCAUCCCGAGCCACAACACGUCGUCGAUAUUCCGGUACAAGCUGAACAACCGCGUGCCGUACAUCAUCGGACGCCUGCUGCCCGGCGCCGGCGUCUACAACAUACUGUUCACGGACUACGACCAGUUCGCCAUUGUGUGGUCGUGUACCAGCGUCAGUAUCGCACAUUCAGAUCACAUCUGGGUGCUGGGGCGGCGGCGUGAGAUCGAGGCGCCGGUGCGCGCGCAGAUCUACGCCAUCAUGCAGGAGCUGCGCCUCGACCCCGACCGCCUCAUUAUCUCCAAGAACAACAACUGCACCGAUAUACGCGAUAAUAAAAUUUAGUUUGUAA
Helicoverpa armigera (cotton bollworm) is the source of this 1475-nucleotide messenger RNA. Its product is annotated as apolipoprotein D. Gene Ontology annotation, molecular function: pigment binding. Lineage: Eukaryota; Metazoa; Arthropoda; Insecta; Lepidoptera; Noctuidae. The coding region runs from base 851 to 1468 and encodes 205 amino acids. The record is from RefSeq and is a predicted model, not a curated record. Gene Ontology annotation, biological process: lipid metabolic process; response to reactive oxygen species. Gene Ontology annotation, cellular component: cytoplasm. The transcript is spliced from 4 exons.